Messenger RNA from Musa acuminata AAA Group (dessert banana), 1071 nucleotides. RefSeq lists its product as uncharacterized. The transcript has 2 exons. The record is from RefSeq and is a predicted model, not a curated record. NCBI's taxonomy places the organism in Eukaryota, Viridiplantae, Streptophyta, Magnoliopsida, Zingiberales, Musaceae. Bases 84 to 683 code for a protein of 199 amino acids.
GCUCGACCCUUUUUAUUCCCCCUCCUCUGUUUCCACUUGGCUCACUUCCGCAACCCCAUUGCGUGCAUCAUAGGAGAGAAAAGAUGGGCAACAGUUUGGGUGGGAAGAAAAAGAUGGUUAAGGUGAUGAAGGUGGACGGCACCACGGUGAAGCUGAAGCCACCGGCGCAGGCCACGCAGGCGCUGCGGGACCAUCCGGGCCACACCCUCCUCGACGCCGAGGAGGUGAAGCGCCUCGGGCUGCGGGCACGGCCGCUGGACCCGGACGCGCCCCUCAAGCCGGGAAAGCUCUACUUCAUGGUGGAGCUCCCCCGGCUGCCGGACCGCCGCGCCCCCCGCAGGGCCUCGUCCGGGGCGCUCCGCGUGAGCGCCAAGGAGCGGCUGGAGAGCCUCCGGCUCGCCCGCCGCUCCAUGUCGGACCUCGCCAUCGCGACCCCGGCGCCGCCCUCGGUCGAGGCCGAGGAGGCCAUGGACGGAACCGUCCGCCUCAAGAUGAGACUGCCCAAGGCGCAGGUGCAGAGGCUCAUGCGGGAGAGCAAGGACGCCACCGACGCCGCGCAGAAGAUCAUGCAUCUUUGUGCUGGAAAAGAUGGCAGUGGCCCCUCGCCCUCGCCGGAGCCAACAACGUCAACUGUGGACGCCGGACGCAAGGAGAAGAGAACGAGGUUUCUUGCUGUCACAUAGUCAACCAUCAAAGCUGCCAAAUUUUCAAGUCACUUCACUACUCCAAGUCAAUGUAGAAGCAACAGAAUCACCAGAUCUUGUAGAUUUGUCAGAGAAGAAAAGGAAUUGUGGGUGGGAACAUGCGAAGCUGCCUACGGCUUCCUCGUCCCCUCGAAGCUGUCAGAUAGUGCUUUCUUUACUACUUACUCUCCAUUGCAUGGAAUUCCUGAUGCAGAUGGGAUGGGCAAGAGGGUGGGAUUCCCACGGGAUUAAGAGCUUUGGAUUUGUUUCCAUAAGCAGCAGAACCGUGCUUAUCCAAGCUUCUCGCUUUCAUCUAUCCUGAACAUUUUUUUUUUCUAAAAAAUAAAUAAUUAAUAACUAAGUAAAGCGAGUGCAAAUAUUUUCCCUA